Molecule: messenger RNA, 3522 nt
Organism: Hypoxylon trugodes
Lineage: Eukaryota; Fungi; Ascomycota; Sordariomycetes; Xylariales; Hypoxylaceae
Exons: 2
Coding region: 256-3066 (936 amino acids)
Source: RefSeq, a predicted model, not a curated record
GUGAUGGGUUGCAGGUUUGCGGGUUUUCGGUGGUUGGGCAGCCCAACCUCGCGAAGCCAGCCUCUCAUUAUGCACCACCAAUAACCAGCCUCCAACCAUAUUUCAUUCUCUAUCUCUCUUCUCAUGCAGCUCUCCUUCCUACCUAAUGUUUGCAAUCAAGAAAAAAAUUUAAUCGUUACUUUCAAUUAAUUGGCCAUCGUUAUCCAAGUGGAUUGUGGCCGCUCACCUUAGUACGACAGCCUAACGAAACGAAGGAUGAGCUCUCACAACUUCGACUCAGACUACGUCGAACCAAAUCGGCCAAAUCCGAUAUACACAGCAAACACUUCUCGUCCAAUCAUAAAUCCUCCAUCCACCAAUACUACCACAACGGCGUCCCAAGUUACCAUCCUUCACAACCAACCGCCGUCAUCCGAGUCCGAGUCCGAGUCUAAUUCAAGGACUUAUCAGCAAAUUCCAUCUCCCUCUCCCCAAUCAACCGUCGUACCUUAUGCGCCGACACCUCCCCCAGCUCCUACGCCGCCUUCAAUACCAUCCGAAUCAGAAAUCUACGGUCCGGACAGACUUUUCGGUAACCGGCCUCCACCAAGUGAGAAUGUUGGUCGUGCGAUAGCCCCAAGUCCCGGAGUACGCUUCGACCAAUCCCAAUUCCCACUCAUGGCUGUAUUACGAGAUCCCUCGCAAUCGAGGGAUUUCAAGGAUGAUUUGGCAAGAGCUGCAGGAGUCGUGACUCCCGGCGUUGACGAUGGGCCUUACAUUCGGUAUGCUCUAGAUGCUAUGACCCAAGUUCGCGAUGAUGGUCGAGGACUAUCAGGAUACCCCGAAUCCGAUAGCGAAUCAUCUUACCAACCUGCGUACCACUUCACGCCUACGACCGUGCCGAGUCCACUCAGAACGCACUCGUCGUUUAUGCCGCCCGAGACAUUUAGGAACGACAAUGUCCCCCGGAAUUGGCCUAUGGCGCCGCCUCCUGGUCCCAUCGCUUCACCUUCAGCCUCUACCGCCGAGGAAGAACUUCAGCAAAGGCGACGGCUGCGUCGAGAGGGAACAAGGCAAUUUGUGGAAGAUCCUUGGAACUCGGGCCUGGUUACUGCUGUACCUGCAGUUGAUCUUCAAGAGGAUGGUCCAUCUGGACAGGAUGAACUAUACAAUGAGCGGGGACAGCCACCUCGGAUACAGACCCAACCCAACAUACCCAGGGCUAUGCAUCAUUGGCAAACACGGUCAGAUCUCGUCAUAGACCCUGAAAUGGGCCUACAUAAUCGCGGGAAGGCCUUGAAUUCGGAGGCGCCUCUUACGUUGAAGCCUUGGGUUUUACGUUCCCAAUCAUUAUUGCUUUUAGCGACGUUAUGUUUAUUGAUGGUUGUGGCCCUGAUAUUUUCCGCUGUCUACUCCAUGGGCCACAACGGUUUAACGCCUUAUGCUGGUACGAUUUAUGGUGGUCAGUACUUUGUUUUCCGCAUGUUACCACAAUUAUUGGCGAUUAUCAUUUUGAUAUAUGCGCAAUGUAUCAUUUCCGCGGCGUUUUGGGUUUUGCCAUUUUCGCGAAUGGCUUCAGAAGAUCGUAACGAGCGACGCAAUGCUGUGUUUUUGCCCUUAUACCCAAAAUCGUUUCUUUGGCCAGAGCUUAUUGGCACCUGGAAUAUCUGGAUACCCAUACUCAAUGUUUGGCUUUUGAAUUUCACGAUACCAUUGCAAAGCAGUCUGUUUACUGUCAUUUUAGUGGACGGAAACUGGACCUGGGCAACUGUUCAGGGUGUGGCGUGGACGUUGGUGGCACUUUAUGUGUCGUUUAUGUCGGCAUUAGUUGUGAUUUACGUCUAUUGGCGUCAACGAAGAACCGGGAUGAUGCAAAAAUGGGGCAUUCGGACUGUGGCGGAUAUCAUUUUCUUGGUAUCACAGAGUAACUCCGUGGCGCAAUACCGUGGACUUGAGACAGCAGGAACACGGAGAAGUAUGAAGGAGAAACUCGCAAGCAGUGCUGAGAGGCUCGGAUUCUGGUUCGCCCCCGAAGCACCGGAGAUCGGAACGUGGUACGGCAUCGGAGUACCUACUGGCGAAGAAAAUCUCGCAACUGAGAAGACGGGUAACCCGCAAUGGGCGAAUCAACAGCAAGGAGUAUCACUGGAAGCAGGCCAACAGACCGGAGGUCCUCGCGUUCGCUCCCGUUAUCUCCCCUGGUGUCUCCGGGAUAGCCAAAUCGCUCUAUUCGCAGUAGCGUCUUCCAUCCUCCUAAUUGCUUUGAUCGUCGUCUCCUUUCUUCGUUCCACAGAUCUGCGCAAUGGUUUCCUCCCUCUAUUGAGCGCUGCUCCCGCGCCAGGUGCUUUCUCAGCCGCCGACUUCCUCUAUUCGUUCAUCCCUUCGCUAAUCGGCAUGAUACUAUUCCUCCUGUUCCAACCUCUAGAUCUAACGCUACGCAUUCUCACCCCUUGGGGCGAGCUUGCGCGUGCAGAAGGUUCACGAGCGGAGACCUCGCUCCUUCUGGACUAUGCGACUUGCCUACCUUUCGAAUCCACAUUCAGGGCUUUGGGGAACAAACACUGGAGGGUGGCCUUCGUGUCUCUUCUUGCCCCAUUAUUCGCACUUAUACCAGUCUUGGGUGGCGGAUUAUUUCUCGCAUUGACUCCUCCCUCUGGGGUUGUGCGCAUGUAUCCGAACUUCCCCGCCUUCGCCAUCAUUCUCACCCUCCUGUUUCUAUACGUCGCCGGUAUCAUCUGCUUGGUACCCAAUAGACAACAAUUCCGUCUACCUCACGCAGUGACCUGUCUAGCUGAAAUCAUUAGCUUUUGCCACGACGAGCAACUACGUUCAGACCAGGCGUUCGACCUGCACCUAAUGUUAGAAUCUAAGGAUCUGGCCAAUAGGCUAGAUACUGGCAAAGAUUGGCACAGACAGGGCAGGUGGGCAUUCAACGCCGGACGAAACAACGAUCAGCAGCUCGGAGUCAAGCGCUACAGCAAGUACACGGUCAACCCCAAGAAACUCCGGACGUAUGACAAGAGGGCUAGAGGCCAGCUAAUUUCCCUGCCUUUGUCUCGCGGCAACGGCCCGUUUCUCAACCGUUAGGUUGGGCUUUAUAUAUUGAUAUUUAUUUUUACUUCUUGUUAUUGUAUUUUUUACCUUAUUUUUGGUUUUUGGUUUGAGCGAGUUUUGCAUAUCGAGCGAUUGCAACAGAUUGAUGAACUACGAAGUAGAUGUACAAGUACGAUCUCCACGAGAUAUUAUGGAAGUUAUGGUGUUUAUGGUUCAUGGUUAUGGGUUCAUGGUAACGGUUUAUGGUAUAUGGAAUACGGUUUAUAGUCAUUGGGCGCGCAAAUGAGCGAAAUGCGCGACAGCAACAGAUUGAUUGCGAUGAAGGUUACGAGACCCUCGAAAAGGGUCGAAAAAAGCUAUGAUUCUUAUGAAAAGCGAGGUUGAUACCUUUUGCUAUUUUGGAGCGAUACCUUUAUUUUUGCCAUUAUCUUUAUAGAGAUUGCAUAGUAGGCGACUAUUGAGAAUUGAGUAUGGGAGUUUUGAUUGGGG